GGGCCCGACAGGUUCAGUGUCUCUUGUGUAAGUGUAAGCUUGAUAUGUAAAAAGGAAUUUUACUUGGAGUUUACCUAUUUAUUUAAUUAAAUAAAGAAUAAAAUUAAAAUAAAUGUCAAAAUAAAAUAUCACGGAAUAUAAUCGGAAACAGUUUAUACAGUGAGAGUUUCUGCUUAGUUUUAAAAUGUGAAUUUAAUUUUAGUUCAAAAAUGAACCCAGUGAAAAUAUGUGUGUGUGUAUUUUCCCUUUUGCUGGGAGCGGGUGUCAAUAGCACACAAUGGCUGCAGGACACAAGCGACGAGUGGAUCCACAUCCGUACGCGCCUUUUGUACCCGUCAAGUUUUGCGAACGUCCGAGUCAACGUGCACGGGGAGCGGGAGCUCCGCAUCUCGCACGAGAAGGUGCUUGUUCUCGAGACGUUUCUGCCGAGCGGUUACUCGCCAAAAUUUGACAUGGCCUUCCGGCAGGUGACGGACGGACGCCGGAUUUUGCAGGCCGUUUUUCAGGGAGAUAUACUUAAAGAGUGUGAUUUUACCUCAGAUUCAAAUAUCUUGCUAGAUUUUGUAUCAAACUUUGUAACUUUGGCACCGGAGUCUAGCGAUUUUGGAGAUGUCUUCUCCGCGGCAUCGUUAACAAAUAUCACAGCAACGAAUGCAUCACUAGCGUAUAUGUCGUUUAAUAGUCUAUUGCAAUUGAAGGAACUAGCCGAUCUGACAGAUAUAAGAUCCCUUCGACGAAAAUGUCGCAGGUUUUUAAAACUUGCCUCUGCAACUGCAAAAAAAGAAGCAAAAUAUGGGAAAUUUACAGAUAUUUACGAUGAAGUUCUCCAAAUAAUUGACCCUGAAACUUUGAAAAAUAACGACACACUUGAUACACAGCUAGACGAAUCUGAAAACUCAGAAACGGUAAAUGGCUCGUCUUAUAGUGAAACAUUUUCCCGAGAGCAUAAUAUAAAGAGGCGGUCGACGGCACCGCUAGAACUCAAACACCGUUCCAAGCGGGGCACGUUCGAUAUGAGCAGCGUGCUAAUUUUCCCGGGUACAAAAUGGUGCGGGAAGGGCGACCUGGCCAGCUGCUAUGAUGACCUGGGUCCGGACAUGGAGUUGGAUAUGUGCUGCAGGGACCACGACUGUUGCCCCUACGUGAUCCCGCCCUUUACCUCCAGGUUCAACCUCUUCAACUACCGCUUCCACUCCCUGCUCCACUGCGACUGUGAUCAGAGGUUCCGAGGCUGUCUGCGGAGUUCCGUGUCCACGAUGGCCAGCAUAAUAGGCAAGAUUUACUUCAACAUCCUUGGAAGCAAGUGUUUCCGGCUCAUGGAGGCGAAAGUGUGUAUGGAACGCUCCUGGUGGGGUCGCUGCCAGCGAUACGAGAACCAAACGACCGCGGCUGUCGUAAACCAGGUCUCCUUUCUUGAGGACGACAGGCGCGCCGAAGCAGACAGCCAUAACUCCAGCACGUGAACAUCACAGAUGAUGGUUUAAUUUCUUAGUUCUUUCAGAUAUUUUUUUUUACUUUGUGACUAUUGCGAAUUCCUUGGUUAUUGAUUAAUCGGUUACUGGUGGACUGAGUUCUUUACGCAAUAUUUCAUUGGUCAUUUCACAUUUUGCAAUAAUCUUUGGGAUGAGGUCUGUUACAGCCAUUUUACUUUAAGCGUCCUUUUAAGAGGGAAAGUUGGUAAAAGAAUAUCUUAACCACCGGUAUAUAUAAAAAUGAUAGUUAUGUUGGUAUUGCGCAAGGCCUGUACCCCAAAAUUAUGUUAGGGCAUAUUAUUUAAUAGAAAAGUUUCCAGCCUAUUGUUUAUGUUUAAUGAUAACCAGUAUACCAGUAGGUACUUGUAUUGAUGUCGGGUAAGGCAUCUGAAGAUUUCGUCAACCAUCCUGUGCUUUGACGUGAAUAUUUCAUAAGACAGCUUUUUCAAAGGAAAGUAUAGUAACAAUCGUGUCUGUUAAGAGUAUUAGAUCAAAUGUGAGUAUAAUGCUCCAAUAUUGAAGUAAUGAGCCGGUUAUAACAUUUGCCUUCUGUACAUACUCAUUGUCAAACAAUUGUAGUAUAUGUUUUGCUGAAUGUGUUUUUCUUACAAUACGCCCUAGUUAAAUUUCAUUAAAUAGAACUUCGGUUCAUUUUGCAUGUAUAUACGUUAUAAUGGAAAGGUGAUGAAAAUUUCUUGGAAAAGAACUGCAAUCUAUCGAGAACAAAAAGUAUGCUGAACAGUGAAAAUCAGUUAAUUUGAUCUUGGAAAUGAACAUUAAAUUUAUAUAGAACUUACUUUUUAUAAAUGUUUCAAUAACACACAAUUGUACAAUUAAUUUAAUCGAUUGAUUAUAACGCGAUUAUAUUAAGACGCUUUAAAGUCAUUGUUAAGUGUUCAUUCGCCUUUGCAUUUUUGUUUUAACACCUGCCCUGCGAGUUGGUGAUGUUUAUCACUGUAAAGCAAUAAUUGAAAUAAACGUUUUGUUCGAUCAAACUAUUAAUUAAUGUUAAUUGAAAUAUUGUUUGGAACUUUUCAUUAUUUCUAUUUUCCAUUAAGUUCAAACAAAGAUAAUUUCUAAAUCCUUUUCACCAGUAUUAAAGUAAAACAUGAACAAUUGAAACGACUUCAGAUAUACGUUAUAAGUUAUUAUUCAUCACUAUUUAUUUCUAUAAAACUUCAUUUAGAAAAUUGCCAUGUAACGUUAAUCAUUCUUGUUAUUUAUUGCUGUGGAAGCACGGUCAGUGUAGCUGUUCUUUUGAUGAGCCUUUCAUUAACGGGUAAAACAUGUGUUUGUAGUUUUUGUAAAUUUUAAAUCGUUAAAAUAAAUUAUA
Messenger RNA from Mya arenaria, 2805 nucleotides. RefSeq lists its product as uncharacterized. Gene Ontology annotation, biological process: arachidonate secretion; phospholipid metabolic process. The transcript has 2 exons. NCBI's taxonomy places the organism in Eukaryota, Metazoa, Mollusca, Bivalvia, Myida, Myidae. Gene Ontology annotation, molecular function: A2-type glycerophospholipase activity. The coding region runs from base 210 to 1463 and encodes 417 amino acids. The record is from RefSeq and is a predicted model, not a curated record.